Messenger RNA from Coccidioides immitis RS, 838 nucleotides. RefSeq lists its product as uncharacterized. The record is from RefSeq and is a predicted model, not a curated record. Lineage: Eukaryota; Fungi; Ascomycota; Eurotiomycetes; Onygenales; Onygenaceae. The coding region runs from base 396 to 677 and encodes 93 amino acids. The transcript is spliced from 2 exons.
AAGGGUUUUCUGCUGAAAUGGCUGAGUCUACAAAACUUGCAAGCUUUCGGGUUACAAAAUUCCACAAGAUUUAGCUCUCGGCUAUCCCCGCUUAUGGGCACCCAACUUCUCGUCCCACAGCCUCUCGCAUUCCACUGCUUCUGAGCGGGAUCCGCCUACAAUAGGCGACUGACAAUGGCGCUCUGUUGUCAAUAUACAUUUCGCCCUCAUUGUGGCCCCCGUGCUUUCAUCCAUCAGUCAUAGAGGAUGUGGUCUAUUUGAAGUCUUAAGGGCCUCCUAACUAGCACGCAGAUGGAAACUAUAGAUCAGAAAACUGACGACGGGCGUCAAACUGAUUUGACCACGCUGGUUAACCACAUAGAGAGGCGAAGGAGGAAGAACCAGGGGCCUUAAACAUGGAGGGCGGAAACUUGGGUAGCGAUGCACUGCUCCACAGAUCUAUCCUCCGAAGAGCUUGUCCCAACGACUUGCAAUGGAUGCCUGGCGUUCGCUCUGAGGUGCAUUUGGCAAAGUUCGAUCAGAUACUCCAAUUGCAGCUCAGCCGCUUCAGCGUAAAGAGGGCCCUUACAAAUGGAAACAUCCCAUUUACGCAUUUUCUUGCAACGGGAAGCCUUUCCACUUUUAAUGGUUGUCCUUUCACCACGAAGUCGACACGAAAACAGCCAAGUUGUUGGUAGUGAUUAUUCUAGUGUCGCAAGGAAUUCUCAUUUCUUUUUGGGAGAGGGGGUUGAUUCAGGCCUAUCAGAACUCAAGCUUUUCACACCCCAUGUCAGCAGUGACUGUCGAGAGCAUUGAUGGGGACACCAACUUCCUCAGGAAACGAGUUGAUGCCUCUUCU